Messenger RNA from Trypanosoma rangeli, 639 nucleotides. RefSeq lists its product as uncharacterized. The coding region runs from base 1 to 639 and encodes 212 amino acids. The transcript has a single exon. The record is from RefSeq and is a predicted model, not a curated record. Lineage: Eukaryota; Euglenozoa; Kinetoplastea; Trypanosomatida; Trypanosomatidae.
AUGCAAGAGUCACUGAGUUUUGCUGAGGUGGUCGCCAGAGGCGCGUCCACUCUUUCCGCCGAGCUGGGCGGCGUCGUGGCAUACAACCUGUGUGCCACAACCGACGCGACGCCACCGUUGGGGUGCCCAACGGAUUCCGCCCCUAUCGGGGGUGCAGGCCCUUUGCCGAUAGUUCGACCCGCCGGUGGGGAGACUUACGUCGAAGCCGUCAAGUCGCGGAGCUUGAAACUAAACGGUGUUCCGGUGAAUGUUGGGAAGGUGCUUGGUUGUGUGGAGUCUCAGACGAACUCAACGUUGCAAGAACAGGAGUCCGUGCUCUCAUCUUGGGCUGAUGAUGAUCAGUGCUUUUUUGACUCCAUACGCAUCGCCCAUGAGGAAGCUGAGAAGAGCAAGGAUACGGAGCGACCGCAGCAGAGAAGAGGCAGCGGCCAAUCUGAGGGUGGCUUCAAGCAAAAGCGCGUUGGACGCAGAUGGCGGUUUAUCAGUGGCGGCGAGAGCAGCAACAACUCUGGCGGGAGGCGCAGGGGACCUCACAGCAAUAACAAUAAUAGUAAACUCAAGUAUUGCAACGCCUUUCAGAAGAUGGGCGGUACUGAGCCGCCAAAUCUCUCCGGCGGACGCUUUGCAUCGCUGCGUUAA